CGCCCACCGCCCCCACCGCACUUGGCCUCGCCAAACUUUCCCCUCGGCCUCCGCCCAGUCCCGCACUUCCACCACCGCACCUCGCAGAUGCCCCAGUAGGCUCCAAAAAUCCAAAGCCGUCCCUUCCCAACCCUCCCUUCGAUCCCUGGGGCGGCGGCCGGGACCAUGACGACCGGAUCCAACGGCGACGGAGGCGGCGCGGGGUCCUGGUACCCGCAGCGCCGCCCGCACUACGGGUACGGCGGGGGGUCCGCCUCCUUCCGCGGCUGCUGCUGCUGCCUCUUCCUGCUGCUCACCUUCCUGGCGCUCCUCGCUCUGGCCGUCGCGCUCGUCGUCGUGCUCGUGGUGAAGCCCCGCAAACCGCAGUUCGACCUCAACCAGGUGUCCGUGCAGUACCUCCUGGUGGCCUCGCCGACGACGUCCCCGGCCGGCGUGCCCCCCGGCGCCGCCUACCUCUCCCUCAACAUCACGCUGCUCUUCACCGCCGAGAACCCCAACAAGGUGGGCAUCCGGUACGGCGCCACGGCGUUCGACGUCAUGUACCACGGGGUGCCGCUCGGGGUGGCGGCGGUGCCCGGGUUCGAGCAGCCCGCGCACAGCACCCGCCUGCUCCAGACCCGCGUCAUUGUCGACCGCUUCAACGUGCUCCAGACCGACGCGCAGGACCUCAUCCGCGACGCCGCGAUCAACGACCGCGUCGAGCUCCGCAUCACCGGCGACGUCGGCGCCAAGAUCCUCGUGCUCGGGUUCUCCUCCCCGAGAGUGCAGGUGUCGGUGGAUUGCACGAUCGCCAUCAGCCCGAGGAGCCAGUCGCUGAAAUACAAGCAGUGCGGCGUGGACGGGCUAAGCGUGUAGGAAGCCGUCAAGCCGCCGCCGCCGCCGCCGCCGCCGCAGAAGCUGUAGUCCGGUGGAGAUGGUUAGAGUGGGUGGAUCUGUGCGUCGAUUCUAAUUUCCCUAAUCUGUGGGGUUUGGUUUCGUCAUGUGCAUUAGGUGGUAAAUUUUGCGCUCUUACUUUAGGAGGAGGCCGCUGGUUUUGUGAAUUAUUGCUGCUUGCAAUCAGUAGUUAUCAGUGUGACCAUGGUUAUACGUUCAUCGAUCGCCAUGGGUAAUUGCUUACGAGCUAAGGGAAGUGGUGGGCAAAGAUGUGAUUAUGUGAUGGGGGCGAAGAGGCGAUCAGAAUCCCGUCGCUUUUGCUGCUCUCCUCCUCAUCCUCCGGUUCUUGUUUCGUUUCGUUUCGUUUCGGAGUUGGUGGGUCUGCGCUGUCUGCGGUUCCUUUUUCUGCUAAUCUGGUUCAACUUCAACCAUUUGCGGUAGUGGAGCGGCCGAGCGGGCACGGGCUUGCGAGAUUGGGAGGGGGAGACCGAGGGAGAAGUUAGGCCGGGAAGACUGAAGAGUGUGGGUGGCCUUGUGCGGUCAAACCGUCAAGUUUUACGACUCCAUGAUGGGUCAAAUUUGUGUAACUGCCGAUUUGUAUGUAGAUCGUGCCGUGACCUGUGUCGUCUACGUGUCUCCUAAGUCAGACCAGAUAGUUGAUGUAUAAAAAUCUCAGUUCGCACAUGGCGUGGUCAGUUUUGUUUGAUCCUGGAUUCUGGUGAAUUCACAAGGGAGUGAGAGACUGCCAUCAGGUUUAUUGGUUCCCAUGUAUUGCUACAUAUAUGCUUGUACAAUACAAAUUGUCAAAUUGAUGCUGGAUUUC
Messenger RNA from Zea mays, 1696 nucleotides. RefSeq names its product harpin-induced protein. Bases 166 to 855 code for a protein of 229 amino acids. The record is from RefSeq and is marked provisional. The transcript has 2 exons. Lineage: Eukaryota; Viridiplantae; Streptophyta; Magnoliopsida; Poales; Poaceae. Gene Ontology annotation, cellular component: plasma membrane. Gene Ontology annotation, biological process: defense response to other organism.